AUGAGGGCUGUGCUCUGGGACCUGCUGCUGCUCUGCCUCUUCGCCCGGGUGCGGGGCGACUGCCGGGGGGACUGUCUGCAUUGCGACCGCCAACUCUACCGGGACAGCUUCGACGUCCUCGUCUGCAUCCUGGAGUGCGAAGGCGAAGCCGUGCCGCGGGCCACCUGGGAGAUGUGUGCCGCCGCCAGCCGAGCUGCCCCACGGCCCCGUGACCUCCAGGACGCCGGCGAUCCCUGGCACGUGGCGGCGGUGCCGGCGGUGCCGGUGAGCCCGCUGCAGGUAAGCGAGCUGCUGCGGCGACGGGAAGCCGAAGACGAAGGCGUCGAACCGGCGCCGGGCGCCUUCCCGCAGCCACCUGAGGACAUUUCCCGACGACUCGGCGGUUUCCCGCGGGGGACGCGUGGCUCGUGGCCGGCGCCAACGGCCAGGGGGGUGCAGAAGCGAUACGGGGGCUUCAUCGGGGUCCGCAAGUCAGCGAGGAAGUGGAACAACCAGAAGAGGUUUAGCGAGUUCCUGAAGCAGUACCUGGGCAUGUCGCCCCGCUCCAGUGAGUACGACAUUGCCGGCGGCAUCAGCGAGCACAACGAGAUCUAA
This is a messenger RNA of Gavia stellata (red-throated loon), 594 nucleotides long. RefSeq names its product prepronociceptin (gene PNOC). The coding region runs from base 1 to 594 and encodes 197 amino acids. Lineage: Eukaryota; Metazoa; Chordata; Aves; Gaviiformes; Gaviidae. Gene Ontology annotation, cellular component: dendrite; neuronal cell body; plasma membrane. The record is from RefSeq and is a predicted model, not a curated record. The transcript has 2 exons. Gene Ontology annotation, molecular function: opioid receptor binding. Gene Ontology annotation, biological process: chemical synaptic transmission; neuropeptide signaling pathway; sensory perception.